Molecule: messenger RNA, 1917 nt
Organism: Uranotaenia lowii
Lineage: Eukaryota; Metazoa; Arthropoda; Insecta; Diptera; Culicidae
Exons: 2
Coding region: 1-1917 (638 amino acids)
Source: RefSeq, a predicted model, not a curated record
AUGCCGGACACACAUGGACUGCCACCACCACCCACCGAAUCAUCGUUCCAGCAGGCAAUUAUGCAAAUCCUGCAGCAGCAGCAACGUCUCAUCGGUCAAAUGGCAGAGCAGAUGUCCACCACCCAAAAAUGCCUUAGGGAAUUGUCCCGCGACGACGUAGCGUUAGAGUCACUCGCAAGCAACAUCAGCGAGUUUAGCUAUGAUCCGGAUCAGGGUUGCACGUUCGAUUCAUGGUACUCUCGAUAUUCGGAUCUGUUCGACAAGGACGCUAAAAAGCUAGAUGACUCCGCGAAAGUGCGACUGCUUGUGAGGAAGCUCAAUCCGAUGGCACACGAACGGUAUACGAGCUUCAUCCUCCCCAAUCUAUCCAAUGCAUUCACCUUCGGUGAAACCAUCGUAAAACUGAAGUCACUUUUCGGGUCCCCAGUAUCCGUGUUCCACCGUCGAUAUCAAUGCCUACAAACGGUCAAAAGUGAUUCAGAAGACAUCUUAGCAUACUCUUGUAAGGUGAACAAGAUGUAUGUCGACUUUAAGCUCUCUGCACUUACAGAAGAGCAGUUCAAAUGCCUGAUCUUCGUCGCGGGUCUCAAGUCGCCCAAAGAUGCCGAUAUUCGAAUGCGUCUGAUUACAAAACUCAACGAAUCGUCGGACAGCACCCUGGCCAAGAUCUUUGAGGACUGCCGGAACCUGUGCAAUCUGAAAAACGACAACGUGAUGGUCGAAAAACAGUCCCCAGUGUCAGUGCAUGCAGUGAAGGAGAAGACCUACAAAAACAACAAGCCCAAACGUAAACAAAUGGGUGAAAAGACGGUUACCGAUCAGCCACGGUCGCCUUGUUGGUCCUGUGGCGGCAUGGACUACUCCAAGGAUUGCCAGUUCCGGGAUCAUCUGUGUCGAGACAAAGCUGUCGGGAAUAAGCGAAGCUUCAACCCCAAGAAGGCAACCAAGGUGGUUUCUGUAAACGCAGUCAACCACGGAAGAAAGUUCACCGAAGUGGAAAUCAACAACGUUCCGGUUCGUCUUCAAGUGGAUUCAGCUUCCGACAUCAGUAUCAUCACCUACGAGAUGUGGAAGCAAAUCGGGAGACCACGAACGCAACCUACGUCCUGCACGGCGGUAACAGCAUCUGGCGAGCCGCUUCAACUAGCCUCUGAGUUCUGGUGCAACGUCUCACUGAACGGAACGUCCAAGAAAGGUUUGUGCCGUGUUGCUAUACCGAACAUUAAUCUUUUCGUUUUAGGAACCGACUGGAUUGAAAUGUUUGGGCUGUGGGAUGUUCCAUUCAACGCAUACUGCAGCCAAGUCGGUUGCCUACCAGCGAAAGGUGUCAAGGAACUGCAGUCAAAGUUCCCCAACGUUUUCACCAACAAAAUGGGUCUUUGCACGAAAACCAAGGUCCAAUUAUCACUUCGUGGAAAGCCCAAACCUCUGUUCCGUCCAAAACGCCCGGUGGCAUUCAGCGUCAAAGGUAGUGUCGAGCAAGAAAUCAACCCUCUGCACAGUCUAGGAGUCCUACAACCAGUCGACUUCUCGGACUGGGCUGCGCCGAUUGUGGUCGUCAGAAAGCCAAAUGGUAGUGUCCGAAUCUGCGCAGAUUUUUCAACCGGGCUUAACAGUGUACUCGAGGCCAACCAGUACCCUCUUCCCCUGCCAGAUGAUAUUUUCGCCAGAAUGUCCGGAUGUCGUGUUUUUAGCCACAUUGACCUUUCGGAUGCCUACCUACAGGUAGAGGUGGACGAAAACAGCCAGCCCUUACUCACAAUCAACACUCAUCUGGGGCUCUACAGAUUCACACGGCUAUCUCCAGGCAUCAAAUCAGCUCCCGGCGCGUUUCAACAGAUUACUGAUGCGAUGACUAGCGGACUUCAAUUCACCUCUGGUUAUCUUGAUGACGCUAUCGUUGGUGGAAGAACAUAG